AUGUCCAGAGCUGACUGGACCUUUCUGGAGCACCUGCUGGAAGAGGGCCAGGAGUAUUCAACGGGCAUCGGCCGCGUCUGGCUCACUGUUCUCUUCCUGUUUCGUAUGCUGGUGCUGGGCACGGCGGUGGAGUCGGCCUGGGACGACGAGCAAAGGGACUUUAUUUGUAACACGUUACAGCCGGGCUGUACCGAAGUCUGCUACGACAGAGCCUUCCCCAUCUCCCACUUUCGCUAUUUUGUCCUCCAAGUCAUCUUCGUUUCCACGCCGACCAUCUUCUACUUUGGAUACGUGGCCAUACGUUCACGGAAGGAAGAAGAGGCCAAAGAGGAUGGCAAGCAGGUGGAAAAAGGUCAGACAAAGGGCAUGGCGGAAAGGGAUGCCAAAAAUAUGCCGGAGGAUAAAGAAAAGCUCAGCAAGGGGAGCGUCGCCAAGAGGAGCCAACCGAACACUCCGAAGCUGAAAGGCAGGCUGUUAUGUGCGUACGCGUUCAGCAUCCUUCUAAAAGUUAUUCUCGAGGUGGGCUUCAUCUUGGGACUGUGGUUCCUUUACAACGGCUUCCAAAUCGAAUCCAAGUUCGAGUGCGUCGGUUUCCCCUGCCCUCACACGGUGGACUGCUUCGUCUCCCGCCCCACGGAGAAGACCAUCUUCACCAUCUACACUCAGGCCAUCGCCGCCGUCUCCCUACUGCUCAACCUCAUCGAGCUCCAUCACCUGCUUCACCUUGCAAUUUCACAUCGGCUGAAGAAGCGUUACCGCUCUCAGGCGCGAGUGUACCGACUGCAGCCUGAGCGGACGGCGGAGGCCUCGCCGGACGUUCCGGCGCCCCGAGAGGAGACGGCGGAAUUGUACGACGGGGGCCUACCGCUGCCAAACGAGGCUACGGCCAUUUCGGUGGACUGCGGACCGGCCAAUGCGGGACACGACGUCCUCCCGAGCUAUACCAACUGCAUGGAGGCUAUGCAUACAUCACGUCCACCCAGGAACCACUACACACAAAAGACAAAGAACAACCUCAGGGGUGUCCCAAAACAGAAGCACUAUGUCUGACUGAGACUCAAUGAAAGCUAUUUUGUUAUUUUCCGAAACUCUUUGUUUGCACAUGACACUGGAGUAAAAGAGGUGGCCAAUAGGAGCCGGACUCAAAGACAAGAGCGGCAUUGUGUGCAAAGCGGCUAAGAGGCAGUGAUGCACUUCAAACAUUGGACUGAUAACCGAAUUCGUAGAACGCGCUUCAAGGCGAGCACAAAUUUUACGGUCACGAGAUAUUUUCUUAUAUUAUCUUGAAUAUGUUUGUGGGAAAACAAAUAUACUGUGUUGAGGGCACCGGAUGUUAUGUUAGUACCGUAAUUUUCGGACUAUAAGUCGCACCGGAGUAUAAGUCGCACCAGCCAUAAAAUGCCCAAAAAAGUGAAAAAAAAACAACAUAUAUAUGUAUAUAAGUCGCUCCUGAGUAUAAGUCAAAAAAACUAUGAAAAAACCCGCGAUUUAUAGUCCGAGAAUUACGGUAGUUAAAAGAGCAGUAAAGUGGGAUAAAUAUAAAUAUAUUCCCUUGAGGUCCACUCCAUCAUCCUUGGAGCUCCUCUCGGGGCGCUUAAUGGAAUGUUCUGGUCUCGGUGCUUCUCCCAUAGGGAUAAUGGCCAGCUGUGCGGAUACAUGCUUGUACGCACGUACUGUAUUUUUCCUUGGAUGGGGGUGGGAUAAGGAUAUCCCAGAGGGUCCCCAAAACAAGAAAAAAAGACAAAUCCUAAGUUUCUUCAAAAACCGCUGCAAAAUAAAUUCACAAUGUAUUUAUAGUAAAAAGUUGUAUUUAUUGUACUGAGGAGUUAGAAUAAAUUGUCACAAAUGAA
Messenger RNA from Syngnathus typhle (broad-nosed pipefish), 1850 nucleotides. RefSeq names its product gap junction protein alpha 4 (gene gja4). The transcript has a single exon. Gene Ontology annotation, biological process: cell communication. The record is from RefSeq and is a predicted model, not a curated record. Gene Ontology annotation, cellular component: connexin complex. Bases 1 to 1050 code for a protein of 349 amino acids. NCBI's taxonomy places the organism in Eukaryota, Metazoa, Chordata, Actinopteri, Syngnathiformes, Syngnathidae.